Messenger RNA from Panthera uncia (snow leopard), 4216 nucleotides. RefSeq names its product limb and CNS expressed 1 (gene LIX1). The record is from RefSeq and is a predicted model, not a curated record. Gene Ontology annotation, cellular component: cytoplasm. The coding region runs from base 713 to 1561 and encodes 282 amino acids. NCBI's taxonomy places the organism in Eukaryota, Metazoa, Chordata, Mammalia, Carnivora, Felidae. The transcript is spliced from 7 exons. Gene Ontology annotation, biological process: autophagosome maturation.
GUGUGUGUGUGUGUGUGUGUGAUGAGUAUCUUUGAACUCACCAUAUUAAUUUGUGUUUCUCAUAUUGUUGAAAGGAUAUGAAGUUUACUAUGGUAUUAGAAGUGAUCUGUUUGAAGACCAGUCCAGCUUUUAGGAAAUAAGUGUAAGAGUUUUCAGAAAGCUAUAAAGUGUGUGAUAAUAUUUGUGGCCAUUUGUAAUAUAGCUACAGAAUCAUAAAUGUUAGAUCUGAAAGAAAGCAUUCAGCUCAAUCCCCUAAUUUUCUAGAUGAGGACUGUGAGCCCAGAGAAGACAUGACUUCUUCAAAGUUAUACAGGGGACAGCACAUUUGAAGAUGGAGGACCAAAAGAAAUACCCAAGUCGGAAAGCUGCACACCAUUCAGGCAGAAUCUGGUUGGAGAGGAAAACUGGUCUCAUGAUUAGCGAGCUUCCCCAGCUAGCCUGUAGGUGGGUGUGUUUAACAGAAGGAAGCAAUGGGAACCCGCCUGUCAGCCAGCCUUUAGAGCUAAUUAGCUCAGCAUACAACAAAGAUAAGUGAGCCUGGGAGGAGGGCCCCCUGAGGGGUCUUUAGAUUCUGGGAAAUGUCUGAUUGGCAGAUGUUAAAAGGGAUUCUUUGGUAAUCCUGUGCAUCAAUGAGCUGCACAAAUUCAGUCCAGGACUGCAAGAAUUCAGGCAUGAGGACACUGUGCAGCAGGCUCACACAGGCAGACCCAAGAUGGACAGAACCUUGGAAUCCCUGAGACACAUCAUUGCCCAAGUCUUGCCUCACAGAGACCCGGCUCUAGUCUUCAAAGACUUGAAUGUUGUGUCAAUGUUACAGGAAUUUUGGGAAAGCAAGCAGCAGCAGAGGGCUGCAUUCCCAAGUGAAGGCGUGGUGGUCUAUGAGUCACUGCCAUCUCCAGGACCGCCCUUUGUGAGUUAUGUGACCCUCCCAGGGGGAAGCUGUUUUGGCAACUUUCAGUGCUGCCUAAGUAGAGCUGAGGCCAGACGGGAUGCAGCUAAAGUGGCCCUAAUCAACUCCCUCUUCAAUGAGCUGCCCUCUCGAAGGAUCACUAAGGAAUUCAUUAUGGAGAGUGUGCAGGAAGCAGUUGCCUCCACCAGUGGCACUUUGGAUGAUGCAGACGACCCCAGCACCAGCAUUGGAGCCUACCACUACAUGUUAGAGUCAAACAUGGGGAAGACCAUGCUGGAAUUUCAGGAGCUGAUGACCAUUUUCCAACUACUGCACUGGAAUGGAAGCCUAAAAGCCCUUCGUGAAACAAAGUGUUCCCGACAGGAAGUCAUCUCCUACUAUUCCCAGUAUUCCCUAGAUGAAAAGAUGCGCAGCCACAUGGCCCUGGACUGGAUCAUGAAAGAGAAGGAAUCUCCAGGAAUUCUCUCUCAAGAGCUACGGAUGGCCCUGAGGGAGUUGGAGGAAGCCAGGAAAGCAGGACAAGAACUGCGUUUUUACAAAGAAAAGAAAGAAAUCCUGAGUUUAGCCCUGACUCAGAUCUACAGCGAUCCUGACACCUCCUCACCCAGUGAUGAUCAGCUGAGCCUAACGGCUCUUUGUGGCUACCACUAGCAAGGCUAGGUUCCAGCUGGCCUGAGGUUGGCAGAGGCUGGACUCUAACAUUAGGAAGCUCAGUGAAGGAAGUUGUUGGAGGCUUUACCACCUACAGCUACCACCUGAAGGCUGUACUAAUUCUUCCCACCCAUUCCAUUCAUAGACUCUCAGAGUAAUAGGAUCCUUACAGGUCCCAACAAUUUUCCCAUCACACUUUCAAGAGUUCCUCCUCUUACUGAAAGGAUGGAGACAGAAUUGUUUGAAAAACAUUUCCCAGGUUUGGCUCUAGCCUAAAGCCCUGUUGACAUGUGCCUUCCUAGAUUAUGUAUGUUGUUUUAAACAAUGGGCCAGUGUAGCAUCCCCCAAAAGAACACCAGCUGGGACUGGGGAAAGUAGCAUGAGAGCAAUUUUUAAAAAUAGUUGGGAUUAAAUAAACAACAUAGAAAAUACACAUGGGUCAGAAUUUCUUCCUAAGCUUUAUAAACUAAGAGACACUUCUACUCUACUAGGUAAAAUCCAAAAUUCCAGUGGCAAUUUUAUCUGGACAUCCCACUAUCAAAGAUCUAAAGUGGUAAUAGUGAAAAUACGUGAUAAAUUUAACUUGGCUUAAAAUGCCAGUUAUGAUAAUUUUUAAAAAAUCCACACUCUUCGGUAUGGGGAUAAAUUUCACCUAGAAUAGUACUCCUAUUCCUCAAGAAGAAUUAGUAUCUAAUUUUAAUGAGUCCUGCAAACAGUGAUGUUCAUUUUUAACUUGCAAAUAGAUAACUCAGGUUGAUUUGUUUUUAUUUUUGCCACCACAGUCAUCUAUGUAUCAUGGAGACAGUCACUGGAUUUUGAAAAAUCAUUAGCUUUUAACAGUGCUUGCAUUUGAUUGUUUCUCGUGCAUUAGAGAGAAGGAGUCUUUAACUGUCUUUAUUUUUGUUCAAGAACAUAAGCCAGGAGUAGUUCAAAUGUAGUGUCAUUUCCAAGUUUUAAUUAGACAUUGUCAUCUCUCUUUGAAAAUGGCUUGGGUCAAUUAACUGAUUAGAAAACCAAAAGCAAAUACAGACCAAUUUGUAGAUGGUUUCUGGUCACUCAAAUUUAAGAAUGGCAGCAGUGUGAAUUUUAGACAUUUGUAGGAAUUUCCAACUUUAUAACAUAAAAAGGAUUAUCUUGCAUUUAGUCCAAUAAUUCAAAAUAAAGGAUACAGUUUUUUCAAUGUUAAGUAAGAUUUCUUUUUCUUCAUGUUUAAGUGAAUGCAAACUAACGUUCCUGAAGGCUAAAACCAUUAUAUUUACAUUAAAGUUUACAAAAGUAUGAUAGCUUAACUUCAUAUAUAAAUAUGUGCAGAUGUAAUUAUCACUCCUUAAGUCCCCAUGAAAACUAUAUAUAUGGAUCAUGUAUUUUGGAAUUAGCCUUUAAAAUAAAAAAAUUAAUUUCAGAUAUCAUAUUUCUCACACCAGGGGAAAAUUUAGCUUCUUACCUACUGCCUUACUCUGUCAUGAAAGGUAAUACUAUAAAUAUUAGAUAAAUUUAAUUUAAAAAUAUUAUGUUAACAAAUGUCACAUUUCUCCCCAAAAUGAGGCUGUGUCACCUAGAAUAAAACUAAAACUAUAUUCCCUUAUAAUCCUAAAAAGAAAUUCGAAUUAAUGUUUGCAAGUUGAAUAAAUUUUAACAUUAAGGAAACUUUCUGUUAAAAGCAAUUUUUUCAUAAAGUCAUUACUCUUUAUCAUUUCAUAAAACCGUAAUUUCCCAUGUUGGGUGUGAUUAUAGGUAGGUCCAUCUUUGCUGCAUUUGCAGCUUUUGACUAUGACCACCUAAAGCUGACACCAUCUAAUUAGAUCCAGGAAGGGGAAUCAGCAAGGAAAAUGUUAAAAUUUAUUCUUUGCUCUAUAAUUAGAAAACUGUACCUAUUACGUGAAUUAAAGCAUUGCCCUUGGCCAAUGGCAGUUUUCCCACCUGGUCAGAACUGCCCACUCUUCCUGGAAUGGUAUGGAACCUAUAGCAAAAGAAACAAAAUUCAGAAUCUCUGCCAUUGCUGGAGCCUUUUAAUGCUCAGUUAUAGCAAAUCAAUUUUAGCUAAGACAUAAGGGCUGCCAGUACAUCACUUAAACAUUUAUAAUUCCAGACCUAAGAAGAGCCAUGUUGAAAAGCAAAGUAGAUUCUUCUUCCUCUUUUGUAUCUUGUUCUCAGUGAUACACUGUGUUGAAGGGGAUUAAAGUGGAAGAUUCUCUAUUUUAAAUAUAUGGAGUUCUGGGUCCUAAACUUUUGUGGUUAUAAUGCCUUUGAGAAUCUGAUGAAAGCUAUGGACCUUCUCCUAGGAAAAUAGAGUGAAGCAUAUACCUUCAAAUUUAUGCAGUUUCAGAGAGUUUGUGAACCUCCCCAACGUCCAUGGAUUGCUCUGUCCAAGGACCUCCAAUUUAGAAUCUUGAGUACAGACUUAUAGUCUCAAACUUUUCAGCAUGGAUCCAAACUAGCUCAGACCAGCCCUGUGUAGCCUAUUUCUAAGAUAAAUGUUAUCAUUCUUAAAUACAGAAUUGUACUGCAUUUUGACAAGAAUGGUUUAAUCUUCACAAAGUCCAAAUAUACCAAAUUGCUAUGAAAAAACAGCUUAAAACAAACUAGUCACUAAGUGUGUGAACCUAUUAGAAUAUUGUCAAUCUAAUAAAGACAUUAUUCCUCUAAUGAUCAGAA